Molecule: messenger RNA, 949 nt
Organism: Soboliphyme baturini
Lineage: Eukaryota; Metazoa; Nematoda; Enoplea; Dioctophymatida; Soboliphymatidae
Source: the annotation of a GenBank genome assembly
AAAGACAUUAUUAAGCAUUAUUACUAAUUAUUGUUUUAAGGCAUGUGAUUGGGGCAGCCGCGUAAAUCGCUAUGGAAUAUGCACCCCAUGCGAAGCAGACCUGAUCUUGUACGACCGGCUUUAUUUGGGAUUCGUGGCCAUUACCCCAUUUUUGUUGCACCUGUUUUUCAUCGCCGGCUACAGGGCGUAUAAAAGGUCUAAAGCACUGACGAUGGUUCAGCUUCUAUCCGCUGCGCUUGAGACGUUCGUUUCUGCGCUGUCCAGUUUGUUCGUCUUCGACCCAAAAGGAAGCUUCCAGCUGAAGACAUGUGGCGUGGAGUCAGUGGAAGAUUGGUACACAAUGUUCUUGAAUCCCAAUAUUAAUUACACAAUGACGGUGUUCUGUACACAGGAAGCCGUAUAUCCGUUGUACACGCUUCCCUUCGUGUACUACUUCUUUUCGUUGGUCUCCUUAGCUGUGCUGAGGCCAUUGUUAUUACGGGCCUUCAGGCAGCCGCUUUCCGGAGCCUACGAUGCUGUAUUUGCUGCCCUUGAUUUCUACCCUAUACUAGCAGUGACUCACGCCGUGUUCGCCGGUUUGAUAUGUAUGUCGUUGUCAACUAAUGCUUUAGAGGGUUCAAAUAACGGAAAUGUGCAGAUAAUCCUAUCUAAUUACGCAUAUCCGUACCUUAUCCUAUUCUCGACUUUGAUGCUAAAUGCGGCUCAUUUAGCCGCUUACCGCGAACAGACAUUUUGUGGGAUCAUCAAGGAAACCUUCAGAUGUUGGCAGAAUAUUUCUAUGUUAUUACUGUUCUUGUGUUUGUACUGUUACAGCGUUGCUUCGCUGACUGAAUUCACAAAUCCAUUUUUUCAUGGUGGACUACUUGGUUUAAGUCCUAUCCCGAGCUUGUUUUAUGUAUUGACCGUGAGACUCACAAAUCCGAGCAAGAUUGGAGUGAUUCCCGCUUGA